Molecule: messenger RNA, 4229 nt
Organism: Andrographis paniculata
Lineage: Eukaryota; Viridiplantae; Streptophyta; Magnoliopsida; Lamiales; Acanthaceae
Exons: 2
Coding region: 295-684 (129 amino acids)
Source: RefSeq, a predicted model, not a curated record
AUCCGAAAGACAUAAGAACUUCCCACAAAGUUUGAAAUCCGAUAGACAUCUCUCCUUCUCUCUCUCUCUCUGUUUAUCCAUUCGAUAAUCAAUUCCUUUUUAGAAAAAAAAAAAAAAAAAAAAAUUAAAUGCAGAAAAUUUGUAUCGAAGAAUCGAUUGCGUAAACGCCCGAGUUUAUCCACACGCCUCGAUUUCCGCACAAAUUUUCCAUUGGCGUUUUAAUCCUGUUGGUUUCGAGCGACGACACGAUUCUGUUGAGGAAUCUCGAAACCCCAGCGGAGGAGAUUUGUAAAGAUGAUGCGAAGGCAGGCUCAGAGUCAACAGGAUUAUCAAUCCAAGAUUUUAUACGAGCUUUCAGCUUUAGUUCUCAACAUCAUGCGAUCCCCUCCGCCGUCGAUCGGUUUCUCCGAUCAGGCGGCGGCGGCGGAUCGCCGGAGACCUGAUUGGCCGUCGUUCCAGCAGAUUACUCCCGCGGGGUUUGCUUCGAUGCUUUUAGGGAUUUCAUUGGCUCUGAUGCUCUGUGGAUCCGUGACUUUUUUCCUUGGUUUCAUUCUCAUGCCCUGGGUUCUCGGAUUGGUUAUAGUUUUAUACUUUGUUGGCGUGGUUUCGAGCAUAUCCAUGAUUGGGAGAGCGAUUUUGUGUCAUAAUUCUGCGCCUCCUUCCCCUAGGAAGGACUAUUCUUGAAAUGGAUAGAGUGUGCAUAAGAAGACAUCCAAUUGAAAGGUCUCGAAUGCCCGCGAUCUACCGGUAGAUUUUGAUCACCAAGAUUCGACAGCAGCAUCAAGAAGGCGGCAUUUCUUGGGAUUUCUCAUCGGGUGUCGCAGUGUGGAAGAACUGUGAUACUUCGCGAUAAAGCAGAUCAGCCUCGAAUGGCUUCGAUACGUAGCCAUCCAUCUCACACUUCAAGCAUUCUUCGUUGGUGGCUUGAAUUACGUCGGCUGUCAUGGCCAAGAUAGUCACGUGCCAGUUCGAGAUGCUCCCGAAAUCCUCCACGGAGAGGUCCCCUGACCGGAGACGGUCGUUGAUGCUGGACUCGAUCUCCCGGAUCCUCUUUGUAGCUUCAAACCUGGAGAAAAUGCAAAAUACCCGUAAAACUAGCUCGAACAGGUGAUAUGUGUCGUGAAACUUCUUCGAAAGUAUUGAAAAAUCGAGGCUGAUGCGUACCCAUCCAUUUCGGGCAUCUGGAUAUCCAUGAAGCAGGCAUCGAAACGAUGAAAGGGAGUUAGCAACGAGAUUGCGUCCUUCCCUCUCUCCGCAAGGAUUACAUCGGCGCCGUAACGUUUCAAUGCUCCAUCGGCUACAUGGAGAUUCACCGGAUUGUCGUCGACGACCAAAAUCCUUCUCCCGCGGAGGAGAUUGUUGAGGGACAAUGUCUGAAGCUCGACUUUUCCUCGGUUUCCUACGCCCAUGGCACGUUGUAGGGAUGCUGCGAGCAUACUUGCCCUAAGUGGCUUUACGACGACAAAUGGAUUAGGACAACCGGCGCCGGGGGAGACAUUCGACGACUUGGAUAAAAUAAGCAUUGUAGGCGCGACCGUUUGAUUGGUACUUAAAGUCGCGGAAAGUCGAAGAUGGAUGCCCUUGUCCUUCUCCCAUAUCUCCUCUUCUACGAAAACCAUGUUGAUCGGGGUGUUUCUCGGGUUUAAGCUUGAAAAGUCUCGACUGGAGUCGCAGACGACUUCGACGUGUAUUCCCAAGCGCUCGAUGUGAUAUUUGGAGACGUUUGCUCGGAUGGGAUUCGAGUCGAUUACCAGAGCUUCCAUGCCUUGGAACUCCGAUGACAGUGAAUUCGACUGGCUGCUCACUUGCUGACUGAUCCGGUCGUUUAAGUCGGAACAUCCGUUGGCGAAAACUGCGGUGAAAGUGAAAGUCGAUCCGACUUGGGGCGAGCUUGCGAGCCCGAUCUCGCCGUUCAUGAGGCGCACCAAACACUUGCUGAUGCUCAGCCCGAUCCCCGUCCCGCCGUGCGUUCGUGUUAUCGAGGGUCCGACUUGCAUGAAUGGGUUGAACACGCGGGAUUGAGCUUCGACCGGGAUUCCUUGGCCUGUGUCCUCCACGGAUACGAUAAGGUUUAUUUGUUCAGACGACAAUGACGAUGAAGAAGAAGAAGAAGAAGAAGAACGCACAGCGCUGUCUCGGUUGAAGCUCGGCCAACUCUCCCUGCCAUUGACUACGCGCACACCGCUCAGAGUAUUCGUCGUGUCGAACUCCUCAUCUAUCAAUUUGAUCACUUCUUCGACUAGAUGGACUGUGACGAAUAUGUGUCCCUUAUCGGUGAACUGCAAAGAGAUGGAUCGAUCGUUCGAUGAGAAUCAUUAGGUGCAGAGAGUUGAAAUUUCUAAGAAUGUAGACGAAGCUCACUUUGAUCGAGUUUCCGACCAAGUUCAUCACAAUCUGUCGGAACCUUCCCGGAUCGCCAACUAGUGUCGCCGGAACUCUACUAGAGACAUAUACAGCCAACUGCGCUCGAAUAAAAAUUGACCAAGGUUAGUUUAAUGGGAAGGUAUUCGAUGGAGCUCAAACGUACAUUUUACCUCGAGUCUCUUGUCUUGCGAUUUCCCUGAGAACAAUGUCAAGACGUCGUCGAGAAUCGCUCUCAAGUCGAAGCAAACUGCCUCGAGCUCAAGUUUUCCGGAUUCGAUCUUCGCUUGGUCUAAAACCUCGUUGAUCAGCGAAACUAAAGCCUUCCCGCUGCUGCGUGCAGUUCGAACGUAAUCCUGCUGAGUUUCGUCGAGCUCUGUAUCCAUGAGCAUAUGCAGCAUUCCUGUUGGGAACAAAACAUAUGACGAUAUGAUUCGUGUCGAUCAUCUGAAACCGAAGCUGCAAGAGAAAAGUAACGCAUUUUGCUCACCAAGGACGCCGUUCAUCGGUGUUCGGAUUUCGUGCGAUACCGUCGCAAGAAACUGCAUUCAAGACGAACUCAUUUAGAAGUGCGAUCGGAUCGUAAACAAAGUUCGACAAACUACUCAAACCUGCGACUUGGCGAUGUCGGCUGCCUCCGAGCGCUUCUUCAGCUCCAUCAUCUUGUGGUAGUCGUCUUCGACUUUGGCUAUCCGGUUCACCGUGGCGUGGAAGAUCUGUCCCACGAGCAACGAGAUUAUAAGGAUGCCGACCGACGUGGUGAUCGCGACCCACGGCCACGGGGCCCUCUGCUUGAACCGGCAAUGCAUCGCGUGUUUCCUGAACGGAUCGCCGAAGUUGAGGGGGCUGACGUGGUGCAGCCCUUCCGAUGAGGUGGUUGAUCCGUACAUGCUGAUCGGGUGCGAGGAGUUCGUCAUGUCGUACACAUUCACGAGGAUCGUUUGCGUGCUCGCGAGCUGUUGGAGCAGCUUCUCGACGAGCGAUUCGAUGUCGAAGAUCCCGCCGAGAUACCUAUUCAGAAAAAAACGAACGGAAUCAUCGAAAAUUUUCGAGGAAAUCUUGCAAAGAAGCUAGCGAAGAUACCCCGCCGUUUCUUGGAUCCUCUCGUGAGGAGUCGCCGUAGGCGAAAGAUCACGCUUGUAUACGGCGAACGUUAAUAUCACGCCGAGGCGAUUGGUUUUGAGUAACCGGAACGGCGCUGUGAGCACGCCCUUCCCGGAUUCUCUAGCCCGCAACACGUUGUCUCGAUCUUCCUAUUAAAUACACAACACCUGGUUACGCGUACUAGUCGUUCUAACUAUGGGUGUGAUACUCGCGCGUGUUUUUGUGUCGUAGUGCAAAUUAUCGUCGCACCUUGCCCGAAAGUACGUCGAUGGAUAUUAUAUGCGCAACGGUGUCUUGUGCGAAGACGACGGGGGCAUACUCCUCUUGCACCGGUGACGGCUCAAGGUCGGCCGGAUCGUACUCGUCUUCGUGCACCGGCGUUUGCUCCACAUUGUCCAUUCUCUUGAUGCUCCAUCCUUGCCGGACCUCGAAUUCGUCGCGGUCGGCGUGCAGCACCCGGACGGCGUACGCCACGCCGCUUGUUAGCGGCCGCUCGAAGCCGGUUUUCUCGGUGAACCACGCGAACGUUCUCUGAAAUCCAAAUUAGGAUCGAAACCAAAAUAAAUUACGAUGUUCUACAGAGCUGAGCUGUAAAUUAAACAAACAGUUUGAAAAAUUAGUUCAUAUUUUGUUUGCUAAGCUAAUUAAAUUAAACAAGAAUAUAAAUUUUAAGCGAAUUUGAUCUUAUUCGUCACCAUUUAAUAAAGUAAUUAUUAAAAAGUUAAAAAUAUAAAUUAGAAAAAAAAAAAAAAAAAAAAAGAAAA